AUUUUCAGAAGAGCCUGGGAAUUUCCAAUCUUGUGCAAAUUUCAUUGCGGAUUCACGUAACGCAAGGACAGGGGCAGGCCAAUCGCCAUUGCUGUUUACGGAUGGACUGUCAAUCAGAGCCUCUGGAGUAGUUGGUUUCGCAGAUUUUGUCUCUAAUUCGACGUUUUGGGGAAUUGUUUCCCCGGAAGCUGACAUUUUGUGAUAGGCGUCACUCGACAAAUGAGAUUGCCUGACACAUUUCCAAUAUCUUUUGAACCAAUCAGAUCAUUCGUACUAUUUUGUUUGGAUGAAACAUUUAUUUUUUGGAAAAUAUCAAAAACAGGGAAACUCUCGGAGAUAAUCAUGUCUGCUAUGACAUUUGGUCAGAAGAAAUUUAAUCCAACUCCACCAGAGAAGGGUAGCUUUCCAUUGGACCAUUUGGGUGAGUGCAAGGCACAGAUGGUGAAAUAUAUGAAAUGCCUCAGAACUCACAAAAAUGAAAAUUCAAAAUGUCGACUAGAAUCCAAGGAGUAUCUUCAAUGCAGGAUGGACAAUGAUUUGAUGAAAAAGGAAGAUUGGAAAAAAUUGGGACUGAAUGAUAUUGAAAAUGUAUCAAAAGAUGAAUCGGACAAUUCCAAUAAGUCUAGGUGAUGUGAUCAGUUAAGGACACCACAUAUUUUGAGGAACAGGAGCACGCUCCAACAGAGAUCUCUGCAGCGAUGGACUACAAUGAAUUUAUGGCACCUACAAAGAUAUCUUUGAUUUGUACUUGCAAUUUUUGCAAAUUCAAUUUUUAAUUUUGAAGUAUUUUAUUAUGUCAAAAUUAUUCACUAUUUCACUAAUGUUUUCCAUUGGUAUUCACAUUAAAUUGCAAAGGACCAGGUUUAGUAUGGCAAGUGAUGGCGGACUAUUUUAGAAAAAGAGAAUCUUGUUUUCCUCAUUUUUACCUAUGUAGAUUAUACAAGAGAU
Owenia fusiformis is the source of this 948-nucleotide messenger RNA. Lineage: Eukaryota; Metazoa; Annelida; Polychaeta; Sabellida; Oweniidae. The record is from the annotation of a GenBank genome assembly.